CCCCCGCAUCUCGUCGCCUGUUCCCGCCUCCGCAUUCUCCUUCUCGACGGCAAUCUCCUCUCCGGCUCCAUCCCGCCGGAGCUCUUCCACUCCAGAUUGCUCGUCAAGCUCAAUCUCGGCGACAAUGCGCUCUCCGGCUCGAUCCCUCCCGAGGUAAGAUCCUCCACUAAGCUGGAAUACCUCGGUCUGUAUCAGAAUUCAUUAAAUGGAGAGAUCCCAGAGGAGCUCUUCCUCCUUCCCAAUCUCAAAUACUUAUACCUCAACACCAACAAUCUUACCGGUAGUUUGCUUGGUUUCCCCGCCGAUUGCUCGAUCUCCGAACUGUAUGUUCACGAGAACAUGCUUUCCGGCGAGCUCCCCCAUAGCCUGAUCAAUUGCCGGAACCUCACAUCAUUCCUUGCAUCCUAUAAUGGUUUUGGAGGAAUGUUGCCGGAUGUGUUCUCCGACCUUCGCGGGCUGGAGAAACUCUAUCUUGAUGAUAAUAAUUUCGUGGGAGAGUUGCCCUGGAGCAUAGAAAGCCUUGAGAAUCUGCAAGCGCUUUAUCUUUCAGGGAAUGGUUUCAAUGGCAGCAUCCCUGAAGGAAUUGGCCAAUGCCGAUCCCUGAUCACUCUCUCCUUGUGGGGUAAUCGGUUCACAGGUCCAAUUCCCCCCUCGAUAGGAGACCUCAGGAAUCUGGAGUUUCUUUAUCUUGGGCAGAACCUUCUUGUGGGGCCUCUGCCGCCCGAGCUCGGGAAAUGCAGCUCCUUGGUGGAGCUUGGCCUUCAGGAAAAUCUUAUCGGAGGAUCGAUUCCCCCGGAGAUUUGUGAUCUCAGGGACCUUGAGAGUCUGUACCUCUUCAAGAACCAAUUAGAAGGAACCAUUCCUCGAGAUAUUGGGAAAAUGAGCAGUCUUGUGAGCUUGCAGUUGUAUAACAACAGUUUGAGUGGAGAGAUCCCUGCAGAGAUUACCCUUCUGAGGCGGCUGAGUUCUCUGUCUUUGGCUUUCAACAAUCUGACCGGGGAGGUGCCUCCAGCUCUCGGGAAGAGCACGGCCGGCGGUUUGGUCAUGCUGGAUUUGACGGGCAAUGAUUUUUAUGGACCGAUACCGAGUGAUCUCUGCUCCGGUGGUAACCUUACUGUUUUGGUUGUCGGACGCAAUCAUUUCAAUGGUAGCUUCCCUGUUGAGAUUGCUGGCUGUGCAUCGCUUAGGAGACUGAUUCUAAGCCAUAAUUGUCUUCAAGGAAAUAUACCGGAAAACUUGAGUUCGAAAUUGGGAACAUUAUACUUAGACCUCAGCAAUAACUUGUUUGAUGGAAGCAUACCACCCAUUCUUGGUUCCUGGCACAACCUCUCAAUGCUUGACAUAUCAAACAAUUUUUUUUCUGGGCCUAUACCUCCUGAACUUGGUAAUCUCGGGAAUCUUCAAACUUUACGCAUCUCCUCGAACAGGUUAACAGGAUCAAUUCCCUCUGAAUUAGGUAAUUGCACAAAGCUUCUUCACUUAGACCUCAGUGAAAAUCAACUUUCAGGAAGCAUUCCUAUGGAGAUUGCUACAUUAGAGAAGCUGCAAACUCUGAUCCUGUCAGGGAACAAGCUCACGGGAGAGAUUCCUGACUCCUUUACAUCUCUCGAGGGCCUACUUGAAUUGCAGCUUGGAAACAACAUGCUGGAUGGGACUAUCCCUUACAGUCUGGGUAAUCUUCGAUACAUAUAUCUAGCACUGAACCUUAGCAACAAUAGAUUGACUGGCCAGAUUCCUGCUAGCCUUGGUAACCUUGAUAAGCUGCUGAUGCUUGAUUUAUCGAGCAACUCUCUGUCUGGUGAGAUUCCUUCACGACUAGACAAUAUGAUCUCUCUUUCGUUUGUGAAUAUAUCUUUUAACCAACUAUCUGGGAAUCUACCUACCAGUUGGGUUAAGCUUUUAGCUUCAUCACCCGAUUCUUUCUUGGGAAUCCCUGACUUAUGUCUCCGGGGCAAAGAUGGGAGUCGUUGCCAGAAAGAAAUAAAACAGCAUGACCACAGAACUAGAUGGGUUUUACUACCUGUCGUAGUGUCUGGUGCCGUCCUCCUAGUAGCUGGAUUAUGUGCUAUCAACUAUAUAGCUGUGAGAGCUCGUCGCCUGUCAGCUCGUCAUGUUUCAAUACGUAGUGUCGACUCAACUGAAGACUUACCAGGAGAUUUGACAUAUGAAGAUAUAUUGCGAGCUACUGAAGAGUUGAGUGAAAAAUAUGUGGUUGGGAGGGGCAGGCAUGGAACUGUUUAUCGCACUGGGUUUGGAAUUGACAAAUGUUGGGCUGUGAAGAAGCUUGAUUUGUCAGAGUCCAGCUUUUCCCUUGAACUGAAGAUUUUGAGUUUGGUAAAGCACCGAAACAUAGUCCGAAUGGCUGGAAAUUGCAUCAGAGAUGGUUUUGGUUUCAUAGUUUAUGAGUACAUGUCUGGUGGGACACUUUUCGAAGUCCUACAUCGGAGGAUGCCUCAAGUGGCCUUGGACUGGAACACCCGUCAUCGUAUUGCUCUCGGGAUAGCCCAAGCCCUGUCCUAUCUUCAUCAUGACUGUGUGCCACAGAUCAUUCAUAGGGAUGUGAAGUCAAACAACAUAUUAAUGGAUGCUGAGCUAGAACCCAAGAUCGGAGACUUUGGAAUGGCUAAAAUUGUCAACAAUUCAGAUGUUAGUUCAACAAUAUCUUCAAUCAUAGGAACUCUAGGCUACAUAGCCCCUGAAACUGGCUAUUCAACCAGACUGAGUGAGAAAUGUGACGUUUACAGCUAUGGAGUUGUUCUAUUAGAGCUUCUUUGCAGAAAAUUACCGGUAGAUCCCAGCUUUGAAGAUGGAGUUGACAUUGUUCGAUGGAUAAAAUCAAAUUUGCAGAAGUCUGAUGAGUGGAGUCCUCUUGGUUGCCUUGAUGAAGAAAUCUGGUACUGGGAGGAAGAUGAGAAGGCAAAAGCACUGAAGCUAUUGGAUCUAGCAAUUUCCUGUACUCAGUUGGCAUGCGAGGCAAGGCCCUCCAUGAGAGAAGCAGUGAGGAUCUUGUUCAAGCUGGAUGGAUAGUAUAAUUAAUUUACUUCUGCUCAAGAGAAUCCUGCAUCACCAAGGGCAAGCUGGGGGAGUGCUAGUCAGGUCCCUUCUUUCCGGAUGCUCUUCAGAAUUGACAUCCAAAGAUGAAAUUGAAGAGCCUAACAAUUAACAGUUAGUGGAUCCUGGCCAAUUAAUAUAAUCAUGUAAGAUGUCCUUGCUGGGUCCUGAUUCAGUAUAUAUUUCAACUUGGUGCCUAGCUACUCCAAAGAUGAGGCUUGUGAUCUUGGCAGCUGCAUAUCUGAAGAGAAGGCAGGUGACUCUCACUUCAUCAAAAUACCCUAUGCAUCUUAAAUCAUCCUAAAUCCGGGCUGUAAGCUUUUCACAGAAUUGAUGCCUACCAACUAGAUGUUAGGGACCUAAGAUCUUAUGCACUUCUCAACAUGUAUAAUUCUGUUUUGGAAGAAGCCCUGUGCCAAUUGGAUGGCAGUGCAUCAUUUUAUUUUUCAGCUUGGGAGGUGGGGAAGAACAAAAAUAGUACAGAAAUUCUGAAGCUGUCUAUGCUAAAAUUGACGAGUCUUUACUUCC
Messenger RNA from Elaeis guineensis (African oil palm), 3579 nucleotides. RefSeq lists its product as uncharacterized. Gene Ontology annotation, molecular function: ATP binding; protein kinase activity; receptor serine/threonine kinase binding. Gene Ontology annotation, biological process: protein phosphorylation. NCBI's taxonomy places the organism in Eukaryota, Viridiplantae, Streptophyta, Magnoliopsida, Arecales, Arecaceae. The record is from RefSeq and is a predicted model, not a curated record.